UUUGCGACCCUCGAGGACGUAGCCAUGGACUUCACCUUGGAGGACUGGGAGCAGCUGGGGCUGGACCAGGGGGACCUGUUCUGGGACACAGCACUGGACAACUACCAGAACCUCUUCCUGNCAGAUCCCCCCAGACCCAACCUGCCCUCUCAUCCAGAUGAUGGGGAAGAGCUGGCGGCCCUGGCGAAAGGAAGCCCAGAGUCAACAGACCCUGACACUGCUGAGGGCAAGACCUCUCCUCUGCCAGAGGACUUCUUGGAAGAAGGACUCUUCGAGGAGAUUACCGAGAUGUUUUCCAAGGAUGGCUUCUGGAACUCCGAUCUGGAAGAAGCCUGCAUAGAUCAGAGCUGGUUAGAUAGUUUGCUUGGAGAUCCGGAAAGUCUUCUGAAGUCCGAUAUUGUUACCAGCAAUGAAAGUCCCACAGAAUGCAAGAGCCACGAACUCGAGAGCCACAAACUCAAGAGAGGCCUUGGUCCCAAGUCCCUCCUUUUCCCAGGAGCAGGUUCUGUGACUCUUGAUCUUCCUGAAAGGAGCCUGACACCAGCUAAGUCUCAGGAAAGUGGGAAUGACUUUGGGUGCUACUCAGACCAGAACCAGCAGGAUAACAUCCAGGGAGGGGAGAAACCAUAUAAAUGUAGUCAGUGUGAGAAGAGCUUCAGCCAGAGCUACCAUCUGAUCCAGCACUGGAUUCUUCACACUAGGGAGGACCCCACUGUGCCUCAAGAGAAUGAGAAAGAUGUCAACCAGAGUUCUUGCCUUUUUGUGCAGUCAGUGACUCACACAGGCUCCAAAUCCUAUGUGGGUAACAAGUGCGGGAAGACUUCUAGUCAGAAUACAUACCUCCUGUGGCAUCAGAACAUUCACAGUGAAGAAAAACCAUAUAAGAGUCAAGACAGUGAUGGUCCAACAGGUCAAGACUCACAGCCUGUUGAGUGUCACAACCCACCCCCAGGUGGCAAAUCCUACAAAUGUAAUGAACAUGGUGAGAGUUUCAGCCAAACCUUUCAUCUCACCCGGUAUCAGAAAACCCACACUCGGAAACUCUACGAAUGUGCCAGUUGCAAGGCGAUCUUCAACUUUAACAAACACCUCCUCCAACAUCAGAAAAUUCAUGCUGCAAAAACGACUGCUGUGUGUCAGGAGUGCGGGAAGGCCUUCAGGCGAAGCUCCUUGCUUGUCAAACACCAGUCUGUUCACACUGGAGAAAAACCUUAUAAGUGCGAUGAGUGUGGGAAAUGCUUCAGCCAUAUCCUGACCCUAAAGACCCACCAGAGGGUUCACAGGGGCGAGAAGCCUUACGAAUGCAACAAAUGUGGGAAAGCCUUUUACCGGAACACUCACCUUAAUGAACACCAGAGGGUUCACACGGGCUACAGGCCCCACAAGUGCCACCAAUGCAUCAAGAGUUUCACCCGGCCCUCCCACCUAAAUCGACACCUGUCCAUUCACGCCACAGAAAAGCCCUACAGCUGUGCCGAAUGCAAGGAGACCUUCAGCCACAAUGAACACCUUGUUCAGCACCAGAAAAUCCACACUGUGGAAACCCCCUACGAAUGUCAGGAGUGUGGUGAGCGCUUCAUUUGCCACUCGACCCUAACUUGCCACCAGAGCGUUCAUACCAGAGAAAAACAAGGACUCGACGAGAGCAGGAAGAUCUUGAAUGAGAACCCAGAGCACAGAGAGCCUCCAAGGGUCAGCGAGAAGAGCUUUAAGUGUAACAAAUGUGAGAAAACCUUCAGCUGCAGCAAAUACCUGACUCAGCAUGAGAAGAUUCACGCCAGGGUGAAGCCCUUUGAGUGUAACCAGUGUGGGAAGGCCUUUAGCCAAAGUUCACAGCUCAUCCGCCACCAGAGGAUCCACUCUGGAGUGAGGCCGUAUGAAUGUAGGGACUGUGGGAAGGCCUUCGUUUAUAGUGCCUCCCUUGCCAAACAUGAGUCCAUCCAUAAGAGUGAGCACUCCUUUCAAUGUAACAAAAGUGGAAAGACCUUCAGCCAAAGUGCAUGUCUCUCAGAACAUCAGUUAAUCCAAACUGCGGAGAAGCCCUUUAAACCUAACAAGUGUGACGAAGUCUUUGCCUACAGUAACCACCUCGUUCAGCACCAGAGAGUUCACACUGGAGAAAAGCCUUACGUUUGUCAGGAAUGCGGGAAAGCCUUCAGCCAGAGCUCGUGCUUUUCUAAGCAUCAGAGAGUUCACACAGGUGAGAAACCCUACGAAUGUGGCGACUGUGGGAAAACCUUCAGCCUGCGUGCUCUACUCAUCCGACACCAGAGGAUUCAUACUGGAGAAAAGCCUUAUGUUUGUCAGGAAUGUGGGAAAGCCUUCAGCCAGAGCUCAUGCCUUUCUAAGCAUCAGAGAGUUCACAGUGGGGAGAAGCCUUUUGUGUGUGCCGAAUGUGGGAAAGCCUUCACCCAGAAAGCAAAUCUGAUGCAGCAUCAGAGAACUCACACUGGGGAGAAGCCUUAUGCUUGUGAUGUGUGUGGGAAAGCCUUUGGCCUUAGAGCCCAUCUCAGUCAGCAUCAGAGAAUUCACACCAAGGAGAAACCACAUCAGUGUCCACAUUGUCAGAAAGCCUUGUGCUGCUGCUUAGGUCUUAGCCGACAUCAGUGAGUUCACACUCCAAAGUAG
This is a messenger RNA of Lipotes vexillifer (Yangtze River dolphin), 2628 nucleotides long. RefSeq names its product zinc finger protein 473 (gene ZNF473). Gene Ontology annotation, molecular function: RNA polymerase II cis-regulatory region sequence-specific DNA binding; DNA-binding transcription activator activity, RNA polymerase II-specific. Gene Ontology annotation, biological process: regulation of transcription by RNA polymerase II. The transcript has 4 exons. The record is from RefSeq and is a predicted model, not a curated record. Gene Ontology annotation, cellular component: nucleus. Lineage: Eukaryota; Metazoa; Chordata; Mammalia; Artiodactyla; Lipotidae.